GUAGUUCUGGCGCACCUGCGAAGGUGAUACAGUUGUCAUGGCUGCUCAGGAGAGGCAGUGGUGGCGGUGGCUGUGUGGCGCUAGAGAGGUGGCGGGGGCCUUGGAGCAGUCCGAGGGCGCGGUGUGGAGGUGACAGAGGGCUGGCUGUGGGCAGCCGGCCGGGGUGGGGGACAAGCGCCGGGUUCCGUCCAAGCACUGUUGAAGCAGGAAACCGUGGCGACUCUGGGUGAAGAACGUCUCGAGAGAUCUUUAGCUUAUUCAGGUAGAGGAGCUUUAGGGAGCUUCAGGCAUGGUGGCUCAAUCCUGUAAUCCCAGCACUUUGGGAGGCCAAGGAGGGUGGGUUACCUGAGGUCAAGAGUUUGAGACCAGCCUGACCAACAUCAAGAAACCCUGUCUCUACUAAAAAUAUAAAAUUAGGCAUGGUGGUGGGCGCCUGUAAUCCUAGCUACUCGUGAGGCUGAGGCAGGAGAAUUGCUUGAACCUGGGAGUCAGAGGUUGCAGUGGGCUGCGAUUGUGCCACCGCACUCCAGCCUGGGCAACAAGAAUGAAACUCUGUCUCAAAAAAAAAAAAAGAAUAGCUCCAGGGAGAGGAGCCUGUUUUGUGGGAAAACAGUGGGAGAACUGAGGAGAAGAUGUGGAGGUCACUUAAGAAUCCAGGAGGAGAAAGAUUCCUGAGUUACAUAAAUACCAACCAAGCUAAGGGUGCUUCACAAGAGCAUAAGAGCAGCUCGGGGACUUUGCAUCAAUAUGGAUACCUGUGUACAACCAGGCAGCCUAGUGUGCUGGGUUGAGUCACAGCCUUAGAAUCUGUGGGAGUUUGAAACCAUACUCCCCAAAGCCUUUGACACUUUUUGAGAGGUGAGGUCUAGCUUGUCUCCUGUUGAAUAUGGGCUUUAUGAUGCUUGACGAAUAGAAGAUAGUAGAAAGGAUGCCAUGCUAGUUUGUGGGCCCAGAUUUUCAGGAAACUGACAGUUCCCAUUUCAUCUCUUCCUGUACCUGGGGUUACACUUGGAAUUCACUCACCAUUCUGUGAACAGCCCAGCAGCCAAAGGAAAAGGCUGUGUGUAGGUGUUCCUGCCAGCAGCCCUUGCUGAGGUCCCAGCCAACAUCCGAAUUGGCUGCCAGACUCAGUCCAGACAGGAGUCAGAUGAUUCCAACCUUCCCUGCUUUUCAGUUUUCCCAGCUGAGGUCCAAGCAUUAGGGAGCAGAGACAGGCCAUCUUUUCUGUGCACUUGCCAAAUUUCUGACCAUGGAGCCCAUGAGCAUAUUAAGAUGGUGGUUGUUUACACCACUCACUCUGGAGGGGUUUGUUAUGUCACCAUAGCAACUGGAACAGGGCCUUGGAGUCAAAAGACUCCAAAUGUUUGGACAUUUCAGUUUUUAAAGAUUUGUAAGUUAUAUAAACAUACACUAAUUAUUCUAUGUUAUACACAUUUAAAAUGUAACAGAUGAGUUGAUGAAAUGUUUUAAAAUAUUUUAUUGAUUAACAGUGCUAAAUACCUUUUGCUUUAAAAAAGAAAAGGUUUAGGGGCCGGGCGCGGUGGCUCAAGCCUAUAAUCCCAGCACUUUGGGAGGCCGAGGCGGGUGGAUCACGAGGUCAAGAGAUCGAGACCAUCCAGGUCAACAUGGUGAAACCCCGUCUCUACUAAAGAUACAAAAAAUUAGCUGGGCAUGGUGGCGCGUGCCUGUAAUCCCAGCUACUCAGGAGGCUGAGGCAGGAGAAUUGCCUGAACCCAGGAGGCGGAGGUUGCGGUGAGCCGAGAUUGUGCCAUUGCACUCCAGCCUGGGAAACGAGCGAAACCCCGCCUCAAAAAAAAAAAAAAAGAAAAGGUUUAGUGAGGGAAAAAUAUAUAUAUAUAUAAUAUAUAUAUUAUAUAUAUAUAUAUAUUUUUUUGAGACAGAGUUUUGCUCUUGUGCUCAGGCUGGAGUAUAACCGCACAAUCUUGGCUUACCACAACCUCCACUUCCUGGGUUCAAGUGAUUCUCCUGCCUCAGCAUUCCCCAAGUGUCUGGGAUUAUAGGGGUGCACCAUCACACCCAGCUUAUUUUGCAUUUUCAGUAGAGACACAGUUUCUCCAUGUUGGUUAGGCUAGUCUUGAACUCCCAACCUCAGGUGAUCCAUCUGCCUCAGCCUCCCAAAGUGCUGGAAUUACAGGUAUGAGGCACUGUGCCAGACCGAGAAACAUUUUUUUAAAUCAUGGCUCAACAUUUUCUGAAGUUCUAGUUGAAAGUUCAGUUUAUUCUGAUACUUAAUGACCUUCAUAACUGCCAGGAGUACCUCUCAAAAACAGGCAAAUCCAAGGGGAUUAGGUGCCUUUGCAGUUACUUUUUUAACAGAUCCAAACCUGCUGAAAACCUUCAUCUGCAAGACAUGAACAGGUCAGAGAAUGAUUUCCCAGCACAGAAAAUAGCGUUCUCAUGAGGACACGCAUUGUCUGGGAGCACAAAACCUGAAGUGCAUGAGCUGCAGUGCUUGGUGAUGGGCUGGAGGUGAUGGGCAGAGAGGUUUGCCUCUCUUCCCUCAGGAUACUGAUCGUAUUCCAGGGGAAUCACGACAUUAGGAUCCUAAGAAGGGCACCAAUGCCACUUACAGUGUUUCUGCCUACACUUGAUGCGAUACUGUAUUUUGUCUUAAAAGGUUAGACUUUAUUUCUCCUAUACAACGACAGUGGAUAUUUUUUGUGCACACCCCCACCCUGACAGGCUCAGCUGUGAAGAGUUCGUGCCAGUGAGCCCCCUGCCGGCUGGGACAGCCCAGGGCUCAGGCUUCUCAGCAGCACCUCCCACUGGCCGGGCCCAGGGCAAGUUGGACAGAGCUGAGACCAGCUCAGGCCACAGGCAGGGAGGCCUCUGCCUGGCCUGAUAAGCAGUGCAGAGCAGUGCUUUUCAGAGUCUGGCACUGCUGGGCAUUGUCUGUUAAUGUUGAAUAAUUGUUUUAAGAUUAUUUUCAAUAAGGCCUUGCCGUUUUUAACUUGCGCUGUGGCCAUGAGCUCUGCCAGAAGUGACUUGUUGGUGUUACCUCCUGAGUUAUAAAAGUUUGUUUGUUUGUUUGUUUGUUUCAGAUUACUGAGAGUCUUCAGUUACUAGGUAAGUUACCCCAUCCUUGUAACUCCAGGUGACACUGACUGGGCUUUAUGGGAUCAGAGGAAUGUGAGGCCAGGUGCAGUGGCUGGCUCAUACCUGUAAUCCCAGUACUUUGGGAGGCUGAGGCAGGCGGAUCACGAGGUCAGAAGAUCAAGAUUAUCCUGGCCAACAUGGUAAAAUUCCGUCUCUACUAAAAAUACAAAAAUUAGCUGAGCGUGGUGGUGCAUGCCUGUAGUCCAGCUACUUGGGAGGGUGAGGCAGGAGAAUUGCUUGAACCUGAGAGGCGGAGGUUACAGUGAACCGAGAUUGCGCCACUGUAUUCCAGCCUCGAUAACAGAGUGAGACUCUGUCUCAAAACAAACAAACAAACAAAGGAAUGUGUGCUUGGAUGAUGGGGUGUGGUGGCGAAGGAGCAAAAGGUUUCUUCUCACACAUAGACAUCAUGAGGUUUUCCUUGAGGUCUUUAGAGCCUUCUCUUGUGAUGGGAUGAAAUUCUGAGAUCCUAGAAAGGAUUUACGAAACAAGUUAUCAGUGCAGAUUCACCAAUUCACCCCUAGGUGUGUGUGGGAUUUGGAUGGAAGGGAGAAACAGGCACUGAAGAUUUGUGGUCAGGACAGGGCAGAGAAAUAAUGAAAAGAGUUGAAAACUCACCAAAGGAUCAAUAAACCCAGGGCAUUUAGAGAAGACUCGUAGUGUGCAAAGGAGCCCGGAACCCUGGGGAAACUUGGAGGAAAAUAUACUUAAUUUGAUUCAGUAAGGUAGACCCAGUGAAGGGAUUGGGUGGUGCAGGUGGAGUAGCCUCUGUCCCUGAGGUCACAUCAAACUUAGCGAGGCAGCUUCACCUGGUGAGAGACAUGGCUUCAGCUCCUGGCUUCUGCUGCUGUUUGCUGACACGAUCUUGUAGUUCAAUUUUAAUUUUUUAAACAAGGUGUGGGAGAAGGCAGCCUAGUACAAUGCUGAAUAUUAUGGGUUCUGGAGUGAAAAUUUUUGUCAGGGUUUAAAUUUUGGCUUCACUGUCUAGCCUUUUCACCCCAGGCAACUUAUUUCCCACAUAAAGUGAGUGCUAAGUAUGGAGCUGAUGUACAUGCAUCACUGAGAAUGGGUUUAGCACAUAGUAUACAAUGAGACGCCACCUUACAUUAGCUGUAUUACUUCAUAAAGGAUAAGCUAUAAUUAAAGUUACAGAGGAAGAAAAGUGGCCCUUUUCCCAACAUUUAAAACAUACAUGUAAAAAUAAAUGCAGCAGUUACAAGUCUUACUCUACAACCUCAGAUGAGCAGAAAUAUAACUUUAUUUUACUUCUAUAAUUUCAAGCUCUUUUUCUGCCCAUGUGAGAAAAUUUAACUCCUGAGUCUUCUGGCUUCCUUCCUUUUCCCUAAGGUUGUGUCAAGUCCAAAGCAUUGAGGGGAGGGAGGAGGCCUCUAGUCCUCUAUCAAAAAUAUUUUGGAUUUUUGUAGCCAUUUAUCUUUCUCUGUGGUGAGACUAGGCCCUCCAGGACCCUGUGUUUUGGCCCCGCCAUCCGAAUCAGCUGCCUGGGUUCCUGUCUGCAGUGGGCCGCAUGGGCCUACAGAAGAACAGAGGCUGCUCAGGGCUGAGCUGUUUGCUGCCCAGAACCAAGGCUAGGAUGAGGAGCUCAGACUCUUCCAGUGGAAGCAGUGCUAGGACUGAGACAGCCGCCCCUGAAGAGGGGACAUUGACGUCAGUUGAUCUGCCUGGGAAGGUGUUGUAGAGAUGAACUUGUGUCAUCGAAUCUUCCAUACAAGCCAUAAAGAAAGCUAAUCCUGAUGUCCUGGUGAGAAGGGACCAGACUCAAGGAAUGUUUCAUGUAACAGGAUGGUCACAGCCUGCACUGGGGCAUGAGCCAGGCCAGGCCUAAGUGCUGCCCCUGCACUCACUGACCUCAUCCUCUUAAUUACUCUGUGGAACAGACACUGUUGCCCCAGUUUGAAUCCUGCUGCUUUGGGAAGUUGCUCUUAACAGAGCUAUGAAACUGUGAUGCUAUUUCAAACCUAUGAGGGCCUAAUUCCACAGACUGACCACAGGGGCUGUUUCACAUGACAGCAGGACUUGGCCUGGGGUUGCAGAGAUUCACCAAGGAACAUCCAGCAGGAGAUGGCCAUUGUGAAACCUGUCUCAUCUUGCCUCCUGGCUGAAAGUGGGAUGCAGGGCUUAGAUUGCCAAGCUUGGGAAUUACUUGCUGCUCUGCAGUUCACAUUCUGGAGAAUGUUCAGGAAUAUUCAGAAAGUUCUGAGAAUCAGGGCCCUCACGUAUAUCAGAACACAAAAGCAUUCUAGUUAGGACCUCGUGAUACUGAAGCUAGAAUAAGCAACCCAAUGGAUAGACUAUGAAAGAGAAUUCAGAUAUAGACGUAUGUUUAAGAAUUUAUGAUCAAGGUGGCAUUUUCAAACAGUAGGGAAGGAGCCCAACAGCAAAUGGUCUAGGGAUUCCUGGCCCUCCACCCAAGAUGCUACACAGCCUUUUAACACCACCUCCAAAGUAAAGUUCAUGGACUAAGAAACUAUAGAGUUAUGCAUAAAAACAAAGCCAUAAAAAUAUUUUCAUAAUCUUAGCCUUCCUAAGCAAUAAACAAAAACCAGAAAUGAUAAUGUUAAAGAUCAAGCCUCAUGAAAAUUCAGAUAGGGAAGGGAAUGGAAGGACCUGGCCACAGGAGAACUUGGUGUUCUAUGUUGUUUGAAUCUCACACAAUGAGAGCUUAGGGGAUAAUGUGAUUUAAAACAUUGAAAAAUAUAUUGAAAAUGGUGGGUAGUCAGCUUUGUACUAUGGCUUUUAAAUCCCUCAGUAAGUUCUGGGCUCCCCUUAUUGGGUGAAUAAAAGCGAUGCUUCCUCCAGCGCUCAGUGUCUGCCUGUGAAAAUGCCCCAGGGUUGCUGAGAACCCAGUUGGGAGGCCACCUGCAAUCCUGUGAUGAUUAUUCCAGAAGGAAGUGGGUACUCUGAGGCAGCUUCCUGGAGGUGGUGGGAUUUUAUAUCUUUCUUCCAAAGUAGGAUUUCAGCAGGUGAUGUAGGGAAGUUUAAAGUUUUUCCCUGAAGGUUUGAUAAUCUGAGUCUAUGAAACAAAAGUAAAACACACAUUAACAGGAUAAAACUGGCUUAAAAAUUUUUAUUACAUGCACAAGAGUCAAAAUAUAUAAAAAAAGAAAUAGCCAGAUGGGUGACACUUUUAUAACUAUCUUGAAAUUAUAGAAAUAAUGGGAGCCCAGAGCACAGUAAGACAGGUUAAGGGAAAGGGAGAGGAGAGACUUGGCUAGCAAAGGUCUUGUUCUGCAGGUGACAUCUCACAGCUGGUGCUCUGUGGAGCCUGUGGUAAGCAAGUAUUUCAGACCCUUAAAGGGGUCCGCCUCUCAGUUUGUCUUUUCUAGAUCCAGACACAGGGACUGCAGAGGAAGGCUGUGUGCAUCCACUGUCUACCCCAUGGUCUCCUCUGAAGAGGCGGAUCUCCCCAACUGAAGACCACAUAGCAGGCCCACAGCUGCCUAAGAUCCCCUGAACAGCCAUCCCAAAAUAUGGCAAAGAAGCCUAUUCUGAGGUUAAAUAUUAUGGUUUCUUUCAGUGGGAGGCAAGGGUCUUCUGGACUCAGGAGGUGGAUGUGCAUUAGCUUCACAUGUCCUAGGUGCUCUGCAGCUAUGCUGGCCAGGCCACCCUGAGGUGAGUCUGCUCUGCACCAGUCUCACACCUUGCCUGGGGGACGGUAGUGGAGAAAGCAGUAAAAGCAGGUGUGAGGCAGGUGUGCAGAUCAGUACAAGGGGCCUGGGCGAUGGGCAAAAGGUGGCGAGAAUGCUGGGAGCCAUGGGUGACUGCGGGCAUAGGCACCAUGAGGGCCACUAUGGGCUGCAGGAUGUGGAUGAGGGGACACAGUUUGCCCCAGAGACCAAAUUGGUUUGUGGCAACACCACAGAAUUUUUAUUUUGUAUUUUUAAAUUUUUUAAUUAUUUUUGAGAUAGGGUCUUACUCUUGCCCACACUCAAGUGUAGUGGUGUGAUCUUGGCUCACUGCAACCUCGGCCUCCCAGGCUCAAGUGAUUCUUCCACCUCAGCCUCCCAGGUAACUGGGACUACAGGCGAAAGCUACCACACCAACUAGUGUUUUUUUUUUGUAGAGGCAGGGUUUCACUAUGUUGCCCAGGCUGGUCUCAAACUCCUGGGCUCAAGUGAUCCACCCCCCUCAGCCUCCUGAAGUGCUGGGAUUACAGUUGUGAGCCACCAGCACCACAAGAUUAAGCAGACAUGAUCAAGCCAGGGCCCAGAGAGGUGACUUAGGGCAGGGCUGACUUUUCAGUCCUUACCACCUUCCUUAGGGAAGCCAGGCACCCUUCACAGCUGUGUUCUCACCCACCUGUGCCAUCUUGCCUUGUCACACUGUGGACAAGAUCAACCUCAAGACAGUACCCUGGACUCUCACUGGACCCUGGAUUCAGGCUUACAGCACACAAACCAAACUGAUCCCUAGAAAGGGUCACCUGUCACUGCCUAGCAGCAUUCUGGUCAGUUUGCAACCUCAAAGUGACAUAAGCAGGGAAGCAAUUCAGAGCAACGUUUAUUUAUUUAUCGAGACAGGUUCUCUGUCACCCAGGCUGGAGUUCAGUAGUGCAAUCAUGGUUCACUGCAAACUCCACCUCCUGGGCUUAAGCGCUCCUCCCACCUCAGCCUUCCAAAUAGUUGAGACUACAAGCACCAGCCACCAUGACUGACUAAUUUUUUUUUUUAAGAGAUGGGGUCUCAUCACAUUGCCCAGGCUGGUCUUGAACUCCCAGACUCAAGCAAUCUGUCCAUCUAGGCCUCCUCAAGUGCUGGCCUCUCAUUCCCUGUCUGUGUACACCUCACGGCAAGGGCCAGCUUGUUUCCUCCUGGUCACUUCCAAAUCUUGCUUUUUUUUUUUUUUUGAACCAACUCUCAGCUGAAAUCUUGCUGCUUUUUAACUCACAGGUACGCAAUGUGAGAUAGGAGGGAAGGGAAGGCAGGGGACAUCAGCUCUGGGUGUCAUGGACUGUGAGUCAAGGAAGGGAAUGGCCUGUCUGACUUGGGUUCGAAAGGGUCCCACUGGCCAUUGCAGUUUGAAACCAGCCAGGCCAAUUCUGCAUUGUUCCUGGCUCUUCUAGGCAUGAGAAGAUUAGGCCCAGAGUCAGAAGGGGGCGGGGGUGAGGUGGGAAGAACUGGUCCUUUAGUGAGGGUGGGAGGCCAACAGGAUUUCCUGGCAUGUUGGAGGUGAAGGAAGAGGCACAGGUGACUGUGCUUUGGGCCACAGCAACCAGAAGCCAGUUGCCAUUGCCUUUGAUGAGAGAGAGUGUGUGGGGCAUAGCCCAGAGUGGGGUGUGUUUAGGGUAGAUCAGGAGGUAUAAGUGGGCAAGCCAGCCUGAGGGUUGUGGGGAAGGCCUGGGCUGCAGGUGUAAGUGUGGGACCCACAUCAGGUUGGUGGUGGGUCACGCACACUGGGCUGGCUCUCAGGUCCUUCCUUCUAGCUUCCCACUCCCAGGGGCUUUCUCCUUCCAGAUUCUCAAGCUGGGUGAGGGGCGGGACAGAGCCCUUUCGUAGGGAAGCCGGGCACCCCUCACUGUCUAGGAAAGGGGAGUCCUUCUAACUUCUGGCAGCUUGUCUGCCCCUCCCAUGGCCUCCCCAGGCCUAGCCUGGGCUGGGUUCUCACCCACCUGUGCCACCUUGCCUUGUCACCCAGAAGCACAGCCUAGGAGACCAAGCGGGCCCUCACUGUCCCUUUAAGAAGGGAAUCAGCCACCUUGUGUUCACCACCUCUGUGGAAGGUGUGAGAGGAGAGAAGGAAGUGGCUGUUUGGCUGCUGACAACAUGAAGACUUCCUGUGAUGAGAACAGAGGCCCAGGUGCCCUGCAGCCCCCAGAACCUGGACUGGAAGGAGCCAUGGGGCGCCAGACCCUGGCCCUGCCCUGGGUGCUGCUGACCCUAUGUGUCACUGAGGGGACCCCGGAGGUGUGGGUACAAGUUCAGAUGGAGGCCACUGAGCUCUCAUCCUUCAUUGUCCAUUGUGGGUUCCUGGGAUCUGGCUCCAUCUCCCUGGUGACUGUGAGCUGGGGGGGGCCCGAUGGUGCCGGGGGGACCAGGCUGGCUGUGUUGCACCCAGAACUUGGCACUCGGCAGUGGGCUCCUGCCCACCAGGCCCGCUGGGAAACCCAGAGCAGCAUCUCUCUAGUCUUGGAAGAGCCUGGGGCUAGCAGCCCCUCUGCCAACACCACCUUCUGCUGCAAGUUUGCGUCCUUCCCCGAAGGCUCCUGGGAGGCCUGUGGGAGCCUCCCACCCAGCUCAGACCCAGGGCUCUCUGCCCCUAUUCUGCGGGCAGACCUGGCUGGAAUCUUGGGGGUCUCAGGAGUCCUCCUCUUUGGCUGUGGCUACCUUCUUCACCUGCUGUGCCGACAGAAGCACUGGCCUGUCCCUAGGUUCCAGCCGCCACACACCAGCCCCCAGGCAUGGAGAUCACGAGCAUGGGCACCCAGCCAGGCCUCCCAGGAUGCUCUCCAUGUCCCUUGCACCACUAUAAACACCAGCUUCUGCCCAGCUACUUUGGACACAGCUCACCCCCAUGGGGGACCAUCCUGGUGGGGAUCAAUCCCCACCCACACUGCACACCGGUCCCAGGCCCCUGCAGCCUGGGCCUCCACAGCCUUCCCUGCAUGUGGCAGCUUUGUCUCCGUUGAGAAUGGACUCUAUGCUCAGGCAGGGGAGAGGCCGCCCCACACAUGUCCUGGCCUCACUCUCUUCCCUGACACUCGGGGGCCCAGGGCCAUGGAGGGAGGCUUAGGAGUUCUAUGAGAGAGACCAUGAGGCUGCUGGGCUUUCCCCCUCUCAGGCCUCCUGGGUGGCACCCCCUUACUUUAUUCUUGGUCCUCCAAUAAGUGUCCCACAGGUGCCUGGCCAGGCCUACCUGCUGCGGAUGUGGUCUGUGUGCACGUGUGGGGGUAUGGGCACAGGCAUGUGUGUGAGUGACAGAACCCCAUUCCAGUUGUUUCCUGCUGUGACACUUCCCCAACCCCUGUAACUAAGACAGAAAAACAGUUCCUCUGAUGU
Molecule: messenger RNA, 10130 nt
Organism: Callithrix jacchus (white-tufted-ear marmoset)
Lineage: Eukaryota; Metazoa; Chordata; Mammalia; Primates; Cebidae
Gene: PVRIG
Product: PVR related immunoglobulin domain containing
Biological process (GO): negative regulation of T cell receptor signaling pathway
Cellular component (GO): plasma membrane
Molecular function (GO): signaling receptor activity
Source: RefSeq, a predicted model, not a curated record